Messenger RNA from Gloeophyllum trabeum ATCC 11539, 2061 nucleotides. RefSeq lists its product as uncharacterized. Gene Ontology annotation, biological process: attachment of spindle microtubules to kinetochore. Gene Ontology annotation, cellular component: DASH complex; mitotic spindle pole body; mitotic spindle. Bases 1 to 2061 code for a protein of 686 amino acids. The record is from RefSeq and is a predicted model, not a curated record. NCBI's taxonomy places the organism in Eukaryota, Fungi, Basidiomycota, Agaricomycetes, Gloeophyllales, Gloeophyllaceae. The transcript has 3 exons.
AUGUCGAACUCCGCUGACCAGACCGCCGACAAUGGUCAGUAUCUUCCGGUACGGCAACCGACAGACGACAGAAAGCCUAUUAAACCGAAUCCACCACGAUUCGUGCCCAGCGCUGAUCCGGACUCGAUAGUCGUACCUGGGCUCGAUACAACAGCACCGGUGAACGACCAGAUUGAUUAUAUCGAGCAGUUGAUCACCGUCAAACUGCAGAAUGUGGACGAGAACAUCGCGAAAGUUCAUCAUCUCCUUACUACAAGGAUGUUGCCUGCUUUCAAGAAGUAUGCCGUAGGUACGGAGCCCGUACGAGAAGCAGCAAAGUUCUGGGUCAACUUCUUUGAGAAAGCCGCUCGUGUACGACUGCCUAUUUACGACGAGAUCUCCACCGCUCAAGAGCACACAGAGCGUGAAGAGCAGGAAACGGAGCAUACACAGACGGAGACUGACGAGCAUCCCCACUCUGAAGCAGAUGUCACAGCGCAACCAGGUUCAUUCGAUCCCGAUCGCACUCCCUCAGAGAGCUCCUUUAUGCCAGGUCAAGGCGCCGUCUCAUCCACUCCUGCUGCGUUCUCGCGACACCGAUCCGACGCAAGGCAGGAGAGUUUCGCGAGCCAAGGAUCCGACGACGCCCCGUGGGCACGCUCGCUCGAAUCCCCUCUUGUCCGCCUGGACAGGGAGAUACAGAGCCUCUCGCUCGAAGAGCACGCGCCACCUCCCUCGCUAGCAUCCGAUGCGCCUUCCGUGUAUCUCGACCCCAGCGUCGGCCACGAGCGCAGCUACACUGCAAGACAAGAUAAGGGUAAAUCCCGCGAGAUUCCUGAGCCGCUGCUGCACAACGUCCUCCGAUCUAAAUUAAUGAAGAACGAAGUGCAAUCGGCGCAUCCGCCACCUGGGCGCGCAGGCCAGACGUCGCCGCUCAAGUUCCGCCGCAGGCCCGCUACGCCCAAGGCCCUGAAUCCGUUCCUGCCCCCAGAGACCAAGCCCGAGGAAUGGAACGGCAUGGUCGAUCUCAGGAAGACCCCGCUGGUUUCGCCUCGGCGGGGGGGUCAUAUUUCUUCUUACACCUCGGCUGGUCCUUCAGCAGCACCCAAGACGCCCGAAGAACAGGACGACGACGAGGACCUCUACCCGCCAGGCAUGUCACCUCUGACCACUAUCCAGCUGCCCACCCUCGCAAGGCCCUCCUUCGCCCCGGCCUUGGGCCGGUCCCCAAGCAAAGAAGCCGCCAGAAGGAUCGGGCGCGAUCUUAUCAGCGACGCGCAGAGACGCGGUGGGAAGGGCACAGUGGAGACCAGCCUGAGCUCGAUGCCCACCCCGCCAUCUCUUCAGCGGUACACGCGCGAUGCUUACGAGCCGCGGCGUGUUCCCGGGACCGACGUCAGCUCGAGCGGCGUGGACACGAGCCUCGAAAGUCUGAUGAGACGCGUGGGCCUCAACGUCCAGGGUUCCGCAGGAGAGGGAAGAUCCGCCACCCUCUCCGCCGCCUUGUCUGUACCAUUAUCCACCCUGCGUGGACCUCCAGCGCCAGCCGUGGCAUCUUAUCGAGAGCCUUCUCCACCUGCUGAGGAGCAGCUGCAGACUCCAGAGCCGGUGUACGAUCUGCGGCACGUCCAAGACGACGACACGGUACUGGGACGGGGGACAUACCAAGAAGACUCGUUCGACUCGUUCGACGACUCACUCGACGAAGUCAACGACACCGCGCACCCGUCCGCCGCAUUCCUCAUGGCGUCAGCGCAGCGCGGGCCGAACGAUCUCGACGACUCGUUCGGCUCGUCGGAUAGUGGGGACUCGCUGCAGUACGCGGGCCCGCCGAUGGUGUUUGACGACGGCGUCGGCUUCGACUCAUUCGACGACGACAUGUACGACGACGAGGGACCGACGGAGACGCUCUUCGGCGCGCGCGGACCGCAGGGCAUGGACCAGUUGCAGCUGAGGAGCCAUGGGCUGCUGGAGGAAGAUACCAUUGGGGUAGGCCAGCAGAUGGCAAGGGCUGGCAGGAUUGCCCGGAGUCCCAGCCACGGAGCGGAGAACAUCGACAACGUCCCGAUGCUAGGACAAUGA